Sphaeramia orbicularis (orbiculate cardinalfish) is the source of this 3353-nucleotide messenger RNA. RefSeq names its product V-type proton ATPase 116 kDa subunit a. The record is from RefSeq and is a predicted model, not a curated record. Gene Ontology annotation, cellular component: vacuolar proton-transporting V-type ATPase complex; plasma membrane; vacuolar proton-transporting V-type ATPase, V0 domain. Gene Ontology annotation, molecular function: ATPase binding; proton-transporting ATPase activity, rotational mechanism. The transcript is spliced from 21 exons. Gene Ontology annotation, biological process: proton transmembrane transport; vacuolar acidification. NCBI's taxonomy places the organism in Eukaryota, Metazoa, Chordata, Actinopteri, Kurtiformes, Apogonidae. The coding region runs from base 156 to 2636 and encodes 826 amino acids.
UUGACAAACGGGAAGUCCAGUGUAGUCACACACACAACUUCUGAUUAAGCCGUCUGGUUUGUCCCGGUUGUGUGUUUGUGGUCCGUGUACCGGUACGGGGCUCUUCAUCCGGACAGAGCAGGUCGGACUCAGCGGAUUCCAGCCCCAGACAAGCUAUGGGCUCCAUGUUUCGCAGUGAGGAGGUCUGCCUGGUGCAGCUCUUCCUCCAGUCUGGUUCAGCCUACAAUUGUGUCAGUGAGCUGGGAGAACUGGGCCUGGUCGAGUUUAGAGAUUUAAAUCCUAACGUGAACGCCUUUCAGAGGAAGUUUGUCGGUGAAGUCAGGAGAUGCGAGGAACUUGAAAAAACCUUUAAUUUCCUGGAGCAGGAGAUCAAUCGGUCCCUGUCGCCGCCCCUGAAGGGUCCUCUCCCUCCUCCAUGCCCGAUGCCUUCAGCCCCUCAGCCUCGUGAGCUCAUCACUAUCGAGGAGGAGAGCGAGAGGCUGGCCAGAGAGCUCAAAGAGGUGUCCAGGAACAGAGACAGCCUUCGAGCUCAGCUGACUCAGCUUUGUCAGUACAGAGGAGUCCUGACCCAAACACACUCUCUCACUGCCUCACAGGUAGCACCACCACCGGUCCUGGAAAACCAUGGCCUUUUUGAUAACCGCCAAGAUGUACACCUCAGUUUUGUGGCAGGAGUGGUCCAUCCUUGGAAGGUGCCCUCAUUUGAGCGGCUGCUGUGGCGGGCGUGUCGCGGUUAUAUCAUCGUUGACUUCAGGGAAAUGGAGGAACGACUCGAACACCCUGAUACGGGGGAAAUGGUGCAAUGGACGGUGUUUCUCAUUUCCUACUGGGGAGAUCAGAUUGGACAGAAAGUGAAGAAGAUCUGUGACUGCUUUCGCACACAGACGUUUGCAUACCCUGAGAGAUCUGUCGAAAGGGAGGAGAUCCUCCAGGGACUUCAAGGCAGAAUUGAAGAUAUCAAAUCUGUGUUGUCACAGACCGAGGCUUUCCUGCAGCAGCUGCUGAUGCAGGCGGUGGCUGUGCUGCCACAGUGGAAGGUGAGGGUGCAGAAGUGUAAGGCCGUCCAGAUGGUGCUGAAUCUCUGCAGCCCUUCGGUCACUGAUAAAUGCCUGAUUGCCGAGGCCUGGUGUCCCGUUGCCAAGCUGCCUGAGCUCCAGAGCGCUCUGAGAGAAGGAGGGAGGAAGAGCGGUAGUGGGGUCGACUCCUUCUACAACCGCCUGCCUUCAUCCACUCCCCCACCUACACUGUUUCCCCUCAACUCUUUCACAGCUGGUUUUCAGAACAUUGUGGACGCUUAUGGAGUAGCAAGCUACCGUGAAGUCAAUCCAGCUGUGUACACCAUUAUCACGUUUCCUUUCUUGUUUGCGGUGAUGUUUGGUGAUGUGGGUCAUGGUUUGCUGAUGUCUCUGGCUGCCCUGUGGAUGGUGCUUGAGGAAAAGGACCCAAAACUGAGGAACAACAACAAUGAGAUCUGGAGAAUGAUGUUCGGAGGACGGUAUCUGAUUCUGCUGAUGGGACUGUUCUCCAUCUACACCGGUGCCAUUUACAACGAGUGUUUCAGCAGAGGCCUCACUGUUUUCAGCUCAGGGUGGCAUGUUGGCCCCAUGUUUGAGAAGAAUAAGUGGAAUUCAUCAGUCUUGGCAGGGAGCCAGUAUUUAGCCAUGGACCCUAAUGAGACCGGUGUUUUUACCAGCCCUUAUCCAUUUGGCAUCGACCCGGUUUGGGGUCUCGCCAACAACAAGCUGACUUUCCUUAAUUCAUACAAGAUGAAGAUGUCGGUCAUCAUUGGUGUUAUUCACAUGACUUUUGGAGUUUGCUUAUCAUUUUUUAACUUCUGGCACUUUGGCAAAAUAAACAGCAUAUUCUUUGUGCUCAUCCCUGAGCUGUUGUUUAUGCUGUGUCUGUUUGGAUACCUGGUGUUUAUGGUUGUCUUUAAGUGGAUUGCCUACACUCCUGACCAGUCCAGAAUUGCUCCCAGUAUACUUAUCCACUUCAUAGACAUGUUCCUCUUCACAGACAACCCUAGUAACCGUCCCCUCUAUAAAGGACAGAUGAUAGUACAGAAGGUCUUGGUGGUGCUGGCUUUGUGUUCUGUCCCAGUCCUGCUGUUAGGAAACCCCAUCUAUGAAUACGUCACAUUCAGGAAGAGACGGCAUCAAAUGGAUGAAGAAAGGCGUCCACUUGUGGCUGACGACGGCUCCAUCAACACUCGACAAGGGGAGGUGGAGGAAGGGGCGUCUGAGAACGAGGAGUUUGACGCUGCAGAUGUGUUCAUGCACCAAGCCAUCCACACCAUAGAGUACUGCUUGGGCUGCAUCUCGAACACCGCCUCUUACCUCCGACUGUGGGCCCUCAGCUUAGCACACGCACAGCUGUCAGAAGUGUUGUGGGUGAUGGUGAUGAGACUUGCCCUGAAGUGGGAGGGGUAUGUGGGAGCUGUAAUCCUUUCUUUGAUUUUCGCCGUCUUUGCUACAUUGACGGUCGCCAUCCUUCUGGUUAUGGAGGGCCUUUCAGCUUUCCUGCACGCGCUCCGUCUGCACUGGGUGGAAUUUCAAAACAAGUUCUACAGUGGAUCAGGCUACAAGCUGAGCCCAUUUUCCUUUUCUGCUCUGAUAAAUGCAUCAGCUGCUAUUUGAUUGCCAAACAUUCAUCUUGAUCUUAUCGAGUGCUUGGACUGCACAUACUCAUUUAAGAAUGAUCCUGUCUUAACAACGGUAUUGUAUUUUCUAUAGGCAAUGAAAUGGUUUAAUUCACCUGCACAAUGAUCACAACGGUAUAAACGGUUAUUUUUGCAUCAGUAGAAUGAAAACAUUGUUUAUGGAAUGAAAAAUAUAUACUUUUAUACCCCUUUCUAAUCUUCUUUUCACUGUCAGUGUUAUGUACUUUCUAAAUGCCUGCCCAGUAGAUCACAAAAUGGUAAUCAUGUUAAUUUUUAUUUUAUGAAACUUUAGCAUAAACAUCAAUUUGAAAAGGGAAGUGCGUAAUUAAUGCAUAUGUUCAACAUUUUAAGGGAAUGUAUGGUUAUUUAAUUGGUGUAUGUGCUUUAAUUACUCUUGUAAUAUGCACCAAAAGCAGGGAAUUAUCUAAUUAUUUUCAUGAGCCAAAGACACUUUCCUUCAUCUCUUGUCUUCCAAACGCAGGACACAGCAGAUAUUUAUUGUUAGUAAUGGUUUUUAGGUGCCUUAUUGGAACUGAAUGCUUGUUUAUGUGUAAGUUUUUGGGUCAUAUGAUAAAUAUUGCCACACCACAACUAGACCCUCAUCUCUUAUUUUCUGCCGGUUUGCACUGUCAAUUUGAUCAAUUUUGAACUAAAAUUAAAUGGUUUUCUUCUUUAAAAUUUGUGUGAAGUCAUU